This is a messenger RNA of Ipomoea nil (Japanese morning glory), 3538 nucleotides long. Its product is annotated as DNA damage-binding protein 1-like. The record is from RefSeq and is a predicted model, not a curated record. Gene Ontology annotation, molecular function: protein binding; nucleic acid binding. The transcript is spliced from 19 exons. Gene Ontology annotation, cellular component: nucleus. Lineage: Eukaryota; Viridiplantae; Streptophyta; Magnoliopsida; Solanales; Convolvulaceae. The coding region runs from base 269 to 3538 and encodes 1089 amino acids.
AGGUUCCUUCUCUCAGUCCCGCUCUCCACACUCGUUCUGUUUCACUUCCCAGUUCCCAGUGAAGAAAUUGAAAAAUUCUCACAUUUCUAAACAGUUUUAUCUUUCUCUUCCUGCAUUCUCAGCAGCAGCUCCGAUUGACGCCGAUGAGCUUCUUCCUAUCAGAUACACAAGUAUAUACACAUUGAGAGAGAGAGAGAGAGAGAGAGAGAGAGAGAGACAGCGAGAGUAUCUAGGGUUUUAAGAGUGAUAGACAGACGGAGACAGAGAGAUGAGCGUAUGGAACUAUGUGGUGACGGCUCACAAGCCAACUAACGUUACGCAUUCCUGCGUCGGCAAUUUUACUGGUCCGCAGGAGCUCAAUCUCAUCAUCGCGAAAUGCACUCGAAUCGAGAUUCAUUUACUCACUCCUCAAGGUUUACAGCCAAUGUUGGAUGUGCCAAUAUAUGGAAGAAUUGCCACACUUGAGCUUUUUCGUCCACAUGGUGAAACACAAGAUCUGCUUUUCAUUGCAACUGAAAGAUACAAAUUCUGUGUUCUUCAAUGGGAUGCAGAGAUAUCUGAGGUUAUUACGAGGGCGAUGGGGGAUGUCUCUGAUCGAAUUGGCCGUCCCACAGAUAAUGGGCAGAUUGGCAUAAUUGACCCAGAUUGCAGAUUAAUUGGACUUCACCUAUAUGAUGGAUUAUUCAAGGUUAUACCAUUUGAUAACAAAGGCCAGCUGAAGGAAGCUUUUAACAUCAGGCUCGAGGAACUUCAAGUUUUGGAUAUCAAAUUCUUGUAUGGUUGUCCAAAGCCUACUGUUGUAGUUCUUUACCAGGAUAACAAAGAUGCUCGUCAUGUCAAAACAUACGAGGUUUCUUUGAAAGAUAAAGAUUUUAUUGAGGGUCCAUGGUCUCAAAAUAAUCUUGAUAAUGGAGCUGAUUUGCUCAUCCCUGUGCCAUCGCCCCUUUGUGGUGUGCUUAUUAUUGGGGAAGAAACCAUUGUAUAUUGUAGUGCCACAGCUUUUAAAGCAAUUCCCAUUAAACCUUCCACUACAAAAGCAUAUGGAAGGGUUGAUGCUGAUGGUUCUCGCUAUUUACUUGGGGAUCACAAUGGGCUUCUUCAUCUACUUGUUAUAACUCAUGAAAAAGAAAAAGUUACUGGACUAAAAAUUGAGCCCUUGGGAGAAACUUCAAUUGCAUCAACAAUUUCGUACCUGGAUAAUGCUGUUGUCUAUAUUGGAUCUAGUUUUGGUGAUUCACAGCUUAUAAAGCUUAAUUUCCAGCCUGAUUCAAAAGGUUCUUAUGUAGAAGUUUUAGAAAGAUAUGUCAAUUUGGGACCAAUUGUGGACUUCUGUGUGGUUGAUCUUGAAAGGCAAGGUCAAGGUCAGGUCGUAACUUGCUCAGGGGCAUAUAAAGAUGGAUCUCUUCGAGUUGUUCGGAAUGGAAUCGGUAUUAAUGAACAGGCAUCUGUAGAACUUCAAGGAAUCAAGGGGAUGUGGUCACUUAGAUCUGCUACAGAUGAUGCAUAUGACACUUUCUUAGUUGUGAGCUUUAUUAGCGAGACACGAAUUUUGGCAAUGAACCUUGAGGAUGAACUGGAAGAAACUGAGAUAGAAGGUUUUAACUCUCAAGUACAGACUUUGUUUUGCCAUGAUGCUGUUUACAAUCAGCUGGUGCAGGUUACUUCAAACUCAGUGAGAUUGGUCAGCUCUACCUCCAGAGAGCUGAAAGAUGAAUGGCAUGCUCCAGCCAAUUUUUCAAUCAAUGUUGCCACAGCAAAUGCCACACAGGUAUUAUUGGCUACAGGGGGUGGUCAUUUAGUUUACCUAGAAAUUGGUGACGGAAGGUUGAUUGAAUCAAAACAUGCGAAGUUGGAGUAUGAUAUCUCCUGCCUGGACAUAAAUCCAAUUGGUGAUAUUCCAAACUAUAGUCAUCUAGCUGCAGUGGGGAUGUGGACUGACAUAAGUGUUAGAAUGUAUUCACUACCUGAAUUGAAUCUCAUUAGAACGGAGCAGUUGGGAGGAGAAAUAAUUCCUCGCUCUGUUCUUCUGUGCUCCUUUGAAGGGAUAUCUUAUUUGCUAUGUGCCCUUGGAGAUGGUCAUCUCAUGAGUUUCAUUUUGAACAUGCGUAGUGGUGAGCUAGCAGAUAGAAAGAAAGUGUCUCUUGGAACUCAACCCAUAACACUCCGUACUUUCUCAUCAAAGAAUGCGACACAUGUUUUUGCUGCUUCUGAUAGACCAACUGUCAUAUACAGCAGUAACAAGAAACUCCUUUACAGCAAUGUGAACCUUAAAGAAGUUAGUCAUAUGUGUCCUUUCAACUCUGCUGCCUUUCCAGACAGCCUUGCAAUUGCCAAAGAAGGUGAGCUAACAAUUGGCACCAUUGAUGACAUUCAGAAGCUGCAUAUUCGCUCGAUUCCACUCGGAGAGCAUGCACGUCGUAUCUGCCAUCAAGAACAGACCAGGACAUUUGCCAUAUGUAGUUUGAAGUAUAAUCAGGCAACUGCAGAUGAUUCUGAAAUGCAUUUUAUCCGCUUGCUAGAUGACCAAACAUUUGAGUUCAUAUCAACUUACCCACUUGAUCAAUUUGAGUAUGGUUGUUCCAUACUUAGCUGCUCCUUCUCUGAUGAUAGUAAUGUGUACUACUGUGUUGGAACUGCAUAUGUGAUGCCAGAGGAAAAUGAACCUUCAAAGGGACGAAUAUUAGUUUUUAUUGUUGAAGAUGGGAAGCUCCAACUAAUUGCAGAGAAAGAAACUAAGGGAGCCGUAUACUCUUUAAAUGCCUUCAAUGGAAAAUUACUUGCGGCAAUUAAUCAAAAGAUUCAGUUAUACAAGUGGAUGCUGCGUGAUGAUGGAACACGUGAAUUGCAGUCAGAAUGCGGACAUCAUGGUCAUAUAUUAGCCCUCUAUGUUCAAACUCGUGGAGAUUUUAUUGUUGUAGGUGAUCUGAUGAAAUCAAUUUCUCUGUUAAUAUACAAGCAUGAGGAGGGUGCUAUUGAGGAGCGAGCCCGUGAUUACAAUGCUAAUUGGAUGUCAGCUGUUGAGAUUCUUGAUGAUGACAUUUACCUUGGUGCUGAGAACAAUUUCAACCUCUUCACAGUUCGGAAAAAUAGCGAAGGUGCCACUGAUGAGGAGCGCAGCCGUCUUGAUGUGGUCGGUGAAUACCACCUCGGUGAGUUUGUUAAUAGGUUCCAACAUGGUUCUCUGGUCAUGCGGCUGCCAGACUCAGAUGUUGGCCAGAUACCGACCAUCAUUUUUGGCACGGUGAAUGGCGUUAUCGGAGUCAUUGCCUCACUUCCACACGACCAGUACAUCUUCUUGGAGAAACUGCAAACAAACUUGAGGAAAGUGAUAAAGGGUGUGGGAGGGCUGAGCCACGAGCAAUGGAGGUCCUUUUAUAAUGAAAAGAAAACCGUCGAAGCCAAGAACUUCUUGGAUGGAGAUUUAAUCGAAUCUUUCCUAGACCUUAGUCGGGUUCGGAUGGAAGAGAUAUCGAAGGCUAUGGCCGUUUCUGUGGAGGAACUCAUGAAGAGAGUAGAAGAGUUGACAAGGUUGCACUAA